AUGGCGGGGAUGAAUGGAGACCGUAAAGGGAAGAAAGAUGACAAUGGGAUUGGUACAGCCAUUGACUUCAUGCUUUCCAAUGCCAAGCUUGUGUUGGGAGUGGGAGGAGCAGCCAUGCUUGGCAUUGCAACACUAGCUGUCAAAAGAAUGUAUGACCGUGCCAUAAGUGCUCCCACCAGCCCCACAAAGAUGGAGCAGACAGGAAAGAGGAGCUGGGAGGAGCCCGCCUGGAUGGGUUCAUCACCACGGGUACUGAACCAUGACAUGAAGUCCACCGUUAGCAGGUCACUGCAGUCUCUGCCCACUUCCUCACAUACUUAUGAACCAGACUGUCUGCGCAGAGCUAUGGGUCGAGCUGCUGUGGGAGGCAGUGGUGCCACUGAGUCAGACAUGAUGCGGGCCCGAAUGCGUCUGUCCCUGCAGGAACAUCUGUGGGAGUUCUACCAGUACAAUGUGAACAUCCCUGCCGAGGAGCAGGCUGUGGCUAGGAGGGCAGCGCUGGACAUCUGUGCUGAGCUCAGAGUGUUCCUUCACGCCAAACUGCCUGACAUGCCGCUCAGAGAGAUGUACCUGAGUGGCAGUCUCUAUGAUGACCUGCAGGUGGUGACAGCUGACCACGCCCAGCUCAUGGUGCCUCUAAUCCUGGAGAAGAACCUGUGGUCGUCCGUCCCCGGGGAGGACACCAUCAUGAACGUCCCAGGUUUCUGGCUUGUCCGCAGGGAGAAUUUGGAAUAUUUCCCGCGGAACAGCAGCUACUGGGACCGCUGCAUGGUCGGAGGUUACCUCUCCCCUAAAUCAGUCCUCGAGGUCUUUGACAAGCUUGUGGCUGGCUCCAUCAACUGGCCAGCUAUAGGGAGUGUCCUCGACUACAUCAUCCGUCCUGUGGUUCCUUCAGAGACACUGACCCUUGAGGUGCAGUACGAGACGGACCGGAAGCUGUAUGUGGACUUCCUGCCAUUACUUGUGAUGGAGGAUGGAACCUCACUGAUCGCCAAACCUCAUCGACUUGCCGCAGAGCGCCAUGAAAACCUGUGGCGGCAGAGCUUCCGCGUGGCUGAGACGGCGCGACUCAGGGCCCUGGACCAGGAGGACGGAGGCUGCCGAUGUGCUUGCCUGAAGUUGGCGAAGGCCGUGUGCAAGCUCAACCCUGCCCUUAACCGGCUCAAUGCCAGCCAGCUCACCAACGCCAUCUUGUUGCUGUGCGAAAAAGAAGGUGACUGGACCCAGGAAGCGCUGGCCGACCGCUUCCUUCAACUGCUACGAGCGCUAGUGGGACACCUAGAGGCCGGGAGGCUGCCAUGUGCCCUUAGCCCUAAAGUUAACUUAUUCUGUGAGCUGACUGAUCAAGAAGUGGACGAGCUGGGGUAUACUCUCUACUGCGCCCUCUCAGAUCCUGAAGGGCUGCUGAGAACUGCUGUGGCAGAGCCCCUCCAUCCCUGACGACCUCAUAUAUCACUUCUCAGCAACACAGCGUUGAAGUGUCCACCACUGUUUUGUGGGCAACGGUGACCUCGAGCCUACAAAAGGUUCUUGGGGGGGAAAAUAGAAGUGCAUGGAAUCAUCCUCUCUCCUGAAACACAUGGUCUACUCAUUCUUAAACGCCACUUUACAAAUCAGUGAGAACAUGUGAUACACACAGUAGCAGUUACUGAGCUCUGAGAUCUGUUUGAGUCUUGACAUGAAAGCUGCAUAUGUGUUGUGAUCAUGCAGAUACUAUUUUAAUCUCAGAUGUAAGUGAAGGUCCAUUGGAUUUCAUGGCUCUCACUACAGCCAUUGUAUUAAUGAAGUUAAUAUCAAAAUGAAAGGGGAACACAUGUAAUCUAAGACACAGUAUGUACCUCUGAUUAUAUUGGAGCUCUUUUUAACUGAUCUGGAAGUUUUAGGAGGACAGACACAUCCCAUGCAGUUAAAUGUCGUUUACUGUUUUGAGAUAGGCCCGUGCCACUGUGUUAAGGGAUAGAAUGUAAUGUUGAUUGUGUGUAUGCCAACCCAAAAGCUAAUAAAUCGUUGAUCAGCCUGAA
This is a messenger RNA of Dicentrarchus labrax (European seabass), 2021 nucleotides long. RefSeq names its product mitochondrial elongation factor 1 (gene mief1). Gene Ontology annotation, biological process: positive regulation of mitochondrial fission; mitochondrion organization. Gene Ontology annotation, cellular component: mitochondrial outer membrane. The record is from RefSeq and is a predicted model, not a curated record. The transcript has 4 exons. Lineage: Eukaryota; Metazoa; Chordata; Actinopteri; Moronidae. Bases 1 to 1440 code for a protein of 479 amino acids.